Molecule: messenger RNA, 1578 nt
Organism: Strigops habroptila (Kakapo)
Lineage: Eukaryota; Metazoa; Chordata; Aves; Psittaciformes; Psittacidae
Gene: MRPL45
Product: mitochondrial ribosomal protein L45
Exons: 8
Coding region: 32-925 (297 amino acids)
Cellular component (GO): mitochondrion
Source: RefSeq, a predicted model, not a curated record
CCCACGUCCCGGCAGGCAGCGCGGCGACAAGAUGGCGGCCGCCAUGAGGGCGGGAUUGGGCUGGUUGGGCCUGCGGGCUGCGGGGUCCCUGCUCCGUGCUGCCGGAGCGGCUCCGGCCGGUCUCGUUGUCCCCGUGAGAACGAAGAAGAAGAGGCAUUCUCUCCCGGAAUGGGUCAGGGAGCUGUCCCCUGAGGAGAAGGAGAGGAGGCUCCAGGCUCUGGUGGCGAGAAUUCCCGAGGAUCGCGUGGAGCGGACGGUCUACAUGGCUUGCACAGCUGAUAUUAUAGACCCCUACGUCCCGCCUGAGGGUGACGCCCGCCUGAGUUCCCUAUCCAAAGAUGGGGUGAAGCAAAAGAUGGAGAAGCUGAAGCAGACUGCUGCCUCCCAGCUCGCUCUGCGGAAGAUAAAAGAUCAUGAUCUGGAUUUCAGCACUAAAACCUUCCCAGAGAAGGCACAGGAGAUAUUUAUUGAAGCUCACAAUUGCCUUGCAAAUUUUAACAAGCAGAAACUUCACUCCCUGGUGACGGAGCGCUGCUACCCGGAGAUGGUCCGUGGGAACAGGUACAAAACCAUCCGGUGGAGGUUUGUGGAGUCACUGGAGCCCCCAAGAGUGGUUCAUGUUCGAUGUGAGAGCAUUGUGAAUCGAGGCAACCUCUACGGGCAGGUGACAGUGCGGAUGCACACACGGCAGAUUCUGGCCAUCUAUGACCGCUUUGGGAGGCUGAUGUAUGGUGGGGAGCAGGUCCCCAAGGAUGUUUUGGAGUAUGUUGUGUUUGAGAAGUACUUGGUGAACCCGUAUGGCACGUGGCGGAUGCAUGGCAAGAUCGUUCCAGAGUGGGCUCCUCCAAAGGACCCCAUUGUGAAGACGGUGCUGAUUCCUGGCCCAACCUUGGAUCCCUCACAAGACUAUGAAGAAAUGAAGUAGGAAGUUCCAGAGGCUGUACAGAGACAGCCAAUGCAAGCAGCCCUGGGGGGAAGAAGUGGAGAAUGGCUGUGGAGGUAGUGGCUUGGAUAUGGCUGUGCCUUUCCAGUGAGCAGUCAACAAACAAAGCAGCUUCAGAAAUGGGCUCUGGUCACUAAGAAUUUGUCUUUAAAGGAACAAGAGGGGCUUGGCAGCGGGAUUCAGAUGAGCUCUAAGCUUUACUGCGUCCAGGUAGACUUAGUGUGCUGCAGUUGAACCCUCUCUGUGUUUCUGUGAAGACAAGACGUCUGUUCUCUUCAGGAGUGCUCUCGAGGCUAACCCUGUCCUGAACGUGCACUGUGAGAGGAGCCCUUGGCAGCAGCAGUCUCUUCAGACAUGGGAUGUUUGCUUCUGCCAUGGGAAGUGUCACAGACCUGCUGGCCCUUCAGUACAACUUGCAGUAGGUGUCAGCACCUUCCUUUUCCCAUUCUCUCUGCACUGAUUCCCAGACUUCAACAGAAAACAGGGAAGAGCAGCAAGCACCCUUUAAAUCACGUUCUCCUGGGUGGGUGCUGCAGUUGGACUCGUGCUGGCUGGGUGCUUGUGAAGGGCCCAGCUUCCCAGAGGGACUGCAGCACAGCACUGCUAACCUAAUAAAAUCUUCUGCCUUCUUGAAA